AUGCAAUUCACUAUCCUCGCCUCUGCAGUGCUUGCACCUCUAGCCGUCCUAGCUGCUCCAGCCGAGCUACACAGCAGAUCAGACAUACUGGCAGCACGCCAGGCACGUCCUACAAAGCCUGCACCAUGCGUGCGCGCGAUGAACACGACCGAAGAGCAGACUGCGAAACGCGCUGACGCCUUUGCCCAAGCCUUUAUCUACAAGAAAGAUAUCAGUGAGGCAUUCAAAUACAUCUCGCAAGACUAUAUUAACCACAACCCCCUCGCACAGAAUGGAUCUGACUCCGCCUGGAACAUUCUUUCCCCAAUUUGGGCUUCGCAAAACAUCACGCCGUUACGUACAGCUUUUGAGUACCCGCAAAGCUGGCUCAAUUACCAAACAGGGAGUUUUGGGGAAGUUGUUGACCGAUUUCGUUGGGAGGGCGGAUGUAUUGUCGAGCACUGGGAUCAAGGAGAGAGGUUCCCAACGCUAUACGCUUAA
Alternaria burnsii is the source of this 480-nucleotide messenger RNA. RefSeq lists its product as uncharacterized. Bases 1 to 480 code for a protein of 159 amino acids. The record is from RefSeq and is a predicted model, not a curated record. The transcript has 3 exons. Lineage: Eukaryota; Fungi; Ascomycota; Dothideomycetes; Pleosporales; Pleosporaceae.